AUGGGUUCACAUAAUCUCUCUCCUGAGGAAGUAGUCUUCAAUACCUCCCCCAACAUUUCUCCUGCUUUCGGGUUAAGCGUCUACGAGCAGAGACGUAAGUCGUUGGCUGAGAUAGACAGUGCACCUGUCGGCCUUUCCCAUCUGCGAGCUGUCCUUGUGGCUGGCACCGGCUUCUUUACAGAUGCCUAUGACCUUUUCAGCGCAAACUUCAUAACUUCAAUCAUCGGAUUGGUCUAUUUUUCAGGCCACAAAAUUCCCACAUCUGCGGAUACUUCCAUCAAGCUUUCCACAACGGCAGGAGCAGUAAUUGGUCAAGUCAUCUUUGGAUGGCUCGCAGAUAAGUUGGGAAGGAAGAGAAUGUACGGUCUCGAAUUGAUCAUUAUGUUGGUUGGGACAUUCGGUCAAACAAUAACGGGCCAAGGUCCUGCUGUUUCCUUCUUAGGGCCGUUGAUAUUCUGGAGGGUUAUUAUGGGUGUUGGGGUCGGAGGUGACUAUCCUCUUUCAUCUGUGAUCACCUCUGAAUUUGCAACGGUAAAAUGGCGUGGAGCGUUAAUGAACGCGGUGUUUGCAAUGCAGGGGUUUGGCAACCUAGCGGCAGGGUUGGUCUCCUUUGUUUGCGUCGUCGCCUCGAAGGACGCCUUGUUACCAGCUGCCACAGCGGCGCAGUGCGAUGAGCGAUGCCAGCUCGCUGCCGAUAAGAUGUGGCGCAGUAUUGUUGCAUUCGGCACGGUCCCAGCUCUUUUAGCAGUGUACUUCCGCUUGACAAUCCCAGAAACACCACGGUAUACCUCAGAUAUCACCUUAGACGUGGAAAAGGCGCGAGCUGAUGUUCAGGCAUAUCUUCGAGGUAAGCGACAGGGAAAAGUGGAGGAAGGCCAUACCUACGUCGCGGAGACUCGCAGAAGGAACGAAUCGCCAAAGGCAACAUGGUCUGAAUUCUUCUCACAUUUUCGGCAAUGGCGGCAUGGAAAGAUUUUACUUGGAACGGCUGGAUCAUGGUUCUUCAUUGACGUUGCCUUCUGGGGUCUAGGCUUAAACAAUUCCGCCAUUCUUGGUGCAAUUGGGUAUGCCAGCUCCCAAAACGUCUACGAUAACUUAUACAAUACGGCCGUCGGCAAUCUAAUCCUGGCAGUCGCCGGCAACAUCCCAGGAUAUUGGGUGUCGGUUGCGCUUAUCGACACAGUUGGCCGCAAACCCAUUCAGAUGGCGAGCUUCAUCAUCCUCACAAUAUUGUUCUGUGUGAUCGGAUUUGGCUACCAUUCGUUGUCGGCACAUACGCUCCUGGGGUUGUACGUCCUUUGCCAAUUCUUUUCCAACUUUGGAGCGAAUUCCACAACAUUUAUUGUCCCUGGCGAAGUGUAUCCCACACGGUUCCGGUCCACGGCGCAUGGUAUCUCGGCCGCUGCGGGAAAGGUCGGUGCUGUCCUCGCUCAGGCUUUAAUUGGGCCCCUAAGGAACAAGACUGGCACGAAUAAGUGGUUGAAUCAUGUCAUGGAAAUUUUCGCCCUCUUUAUGCUUUGUGGAAUCUUCACUACCUUGCUAAUUCCAGAGACAAAGCGUCAGACUUUGGAAGAACUGGCAGAAAAAUACCAUGGUGAUAGUGAGAGCAUUGAUGUUUCACAAACUGAGGAAGCGAUCAUCACGAAGGAUAAAUGA
Messenger RNA from Cladophialophora psammophila CBS 110553, 1656 nucleotides. RefSeq names its product MFS transporter, PHS family, inorganic phosphate transporter. The transcript is spliced from 3 exons. Gene Ontology annotation, biological process: phosphate ion transport; transmembrane transport. Gene Ontology annotation, cellular component: membrane. Bases 1 to 1656 code for a protein of 551 amino acids. Lineage: Eukaryota; Fungi; Ascomycota; Eurotiomycetes; Chaetothyriales; Herpotrichiellaceae. The record is from RefSeq and is a predicted model, not a curated record. Gene Ontology annotation, molecular function: phosphate transmembrane transporter activity.